Messenger RNA from Seminavis robusta, 3417 nucleotides. NCBI's taxonomy places the organism in Eukaryota, Bacillariophyta, Bacillariophyceae, Naviculales, Naviculaceae. The record is from the annotation of a GenBank genome assembly.
AUGUCUGGAAAGGACGAGGCAAUUGAGUUGUUAUCCGACGAUGAGAUUGAGAACACAAAGCCACCGGCAGUGUCGGCGCAACCAGCCGCCACCAUCAAGAAGGCAAGCGUUGGAGCGAACCGUGGCAAAAUGAAGGCUGCUCCAAAGCGUGGAAAACAGGCGCGUCCUCUGCAAGCAGGGAUUGUGUUGGAAGAGGAUGUGGAGGCCAUUGUCCAACAACAAUCCGACGCCGUGGACCGAUUGAACACGUUUGUCCAUGAGCAGUUGCAGCGCCGGAAACAAGGCAAACAGACCGAGUUAUAUCAUGACCCAGAUUUUCAAUGUGCCCCUUCGUCCAUUCAAGGAAGUCGCAAGGAGGGAAAGGCUGUGAAAUGCAAGUGUGGAGUGGAAGUUCAGCUUGCCUUUUCCGUCAAAGGGCCGAAUAGCGGGCGUCCCUAUUGGACCUGUGGAAAGCCCAAACACCACCAAAAGGGAGGACCCAAGCGAUGCGAUUAUUUUUCGUGGGCAUUUCGAGCGGAAACGAUGCAUUGGUACCGCUUUGGAGAGCAUUUGGGGCAAACCAUUGUUGGACCGGGAGGCUUCCAGGCGGCGCAUUUGGUCCAGGGCAAAUUGGGUACUUGUUGGUUCCUAUCCACGCUUGCUGUUGUGGCUGAACGCCCUGAUUUGAUCUCUAGAAUUAUCGGAGGGCCCCAGCCUGGUCUCCCGUUUGGAAUAUUAAAAGUCAACAUGUUUCAGGAUGGAUUUUGGACGCCUGUCCUUGUGGACAACUUUCUUCCAUGCAUCCUGGAUGGCGAAUCGGAGGUGCAACAAGCAAUCAAUGCCAGCUUGGGUGUCGUCGCAAACGAUGCCAGGUCGGUGGGCAAGUCGGGCAAUUCGAAACAUGAUCCUACUGCUUUGACACACGACAAUCGCCGCAUUCUAUCUGCUGUCCAAGCGUUCUUGCAGGAACAGCAGCAACCAUCAACCAACCCAUACGCUAAAAAGGAGCCAGUUACGGGAGAGGCAUGGCGCAGCUAUCUCAAGGAUUCAGCAGAGUCGACAAUUCGCUCCAAUGUCCCACUGGAUUUGAACAGAAAGGUCACAAUCCAAGACCUGGCGUACUCCAAGGGAAAGGAGAUGCAGCUUUGGCCAUCGCUGCUGGAGAAAGCAUAUGCAAAAUGUCAUGCAUCCUUCAAUGCUGUUUCCGGGGGAUGGCUUGACGAGGCAUUCCUGGAUCUCACUGGGAGUCCAACGCUGUCAUUUUCCCUAAUGAGCUCAGGCUUUGACGCGCGACAUUUCUGGUACAAGCUGCUCUCUUUUCACCAUCAGCGACUACCCAUUGGCUGUGCCACGGACUCAUCUGCUGGAGGGAUCAUUGGGAGACACGCUUACUCGAUAUUGGACGUCCAUGAAUUGAAGAAUGUGCCGGCUGAAUUUUUUCACAACAAAUUGGCCGAUCGAAGCCUGGGCAAUGUCAGUGGAUUUACCUCCUUUGAUCAAACACUCCGACUCGUUCGAAUUAGAAAUCCUCAUGGGCGUGGGGAAUGGAAAGGCGAAUGGUCGGACAAUGACAGUCAAUGGAGAAAGUUGCUCCUCCAUCUCCAUCGCGAGGGCUCAACGCUACCACCUCCUUCCCUGGUGGAUGAUGGUACCUUCUACAUUGCCUAUGACGAGUUCCUGAUGGCAUUUAGUACUGUCACCGUUGUACUUGCAUUCGAAGGAAACCACGCUCGGUCGUUCGCGUCGAACUUUCCCGAGAAAUUAUCGACCCACAGAUGCACGCGUGCUUUUGAAGUUGCCCUCAUUUCGCAAGAAGCAGGAGGGCCCGCACGAGAUACGGUCGAAUUGUACGUCAUGGGCAUCCAAAAGACUCGACGAGGUGCAUCACUAGGUCGAACCGACAGGAAAGUUUCCUAUAAGAUCUCGGAUCUCGGUCUACUGAUUGCCAACGAGGGCUACAACACUGUUGACGGGUCCAUGUUGGGCUUCAAGAAGGCUGGACACCACCGAAUCAUUCUGAAUCGAAAAAAGAACAACCAAUGCGUAGUCAUGCCAGUGUCGUUCGGCCAUCCGGCGGCUACAGACCCGGAGAAAAGCUUCUCCGUCAGGUUCGUGGCGGACGCUCCUCUAAUGAUUCGUGAACUUCCAGAAGUCCCUCGGAUGGAUCUUGUUUUGCACAAGUUUUGCUUUCAACCCAUUCGAAACAUGGGCCAGCGGAAAUGCAAGGUUGUGCUGGAUGAUAAAGAGGGUGUUCAGUUGUACGGUGAGCCUCGCUAUCGGGUCAUCCAAGUUGACUGUUUGGCCGACGGAGGUGGGGUUGUAUUUGUUUAUGGCUGUAUCAAUCGACGUCUACUGAAGCGAAAGGAUGUCACAAACGACAGGAAAGACUUCAGCCUAAAUCUGCAGUUGGAAGCAACCUGUCGUGGAAUGAUGUGUCGCACUGAAACGGGCUUUCUCGACCACGAGACCAUCGCCAAGGGCAAGAAGUUCCAAGCUGCGUGGCGUAGGUUCACUUGUCAGUUUCCCUUCGAAGUUAAGACUCGCGUUCUAUUUGUUUUGGUUCAAUCUGGCCAAGAUACAGAAAUGGGCUCUGUGACAGGGAAAUGCCAAAUCAAUGAAGCUUCUUCAGUGGUCAGGCAAAAGGCGUUGAAACAGGCUGUCAUAACUACAAGUGGGGGAUUGGCAACCAAAGAUACUGCCUGCACGAUCUCGUACGAGAGCUUUGGCAUUUUCAACAACGAAUGCGACGUUGAGUCUGAGGAUGAUUCCUUGCAUAAUGCAAUGUUUGGUUCAAUCGACGCCUUGGCUGCUUCGGGUGCUGGGUUUGUCGGUGGGUUUGGGCUCGAUGGAUUUGACCCUGAGUUGGAGCAAGCACUGGCUCUGCCACGAGGCGACUUGGAGUUGCAAGCCGCUCUUGAGAUGAGCAAGGCCGACACAACCACACGCAGCAAUUCAGGUGUGGCGGCAAUGAGUGAAGACGAGGCCAUUCGGGUGGCGCUACAACUCAGCAAAGGCGACAAUUUUUUAGAACCCGCAGCCAGAAACUUUUACAAAGAUUAUCAAACGGCAGAGGACCAGGCCCUUCAAGAAGCCAUAAAGCGUUCUUUGCAAGCUGAAAAGUCGACAUCAAACGGAGAGGUUGUUGUCCUUGAUGAUGUUGCAGAUGGAGCCGCUGACCACAUUCCUCCGCCGUCCAAAAAGCAAAGGACCGCAAGCGACGAAGUCAUCGAAAUCGACGACGACAGCGAUGCCGAUGAGGAACAGGCUCGCGAAGACGACAACAAGAAGGGAGAAGAUUCAGCUACCCCUACAUGUACCGGUAUCGAAGCUGACGACGACGACAAGGAGGGGAAAGGCGCUGGUGAUAGAAGCACGGAGCUUGCCGAGAGGCGAAGACGUGCCGCGGAGGCAGCGGAAAAGCGUCUCCGGUUGAACUAA